This is a messenger RNA of Cygnus atratus (black swan), 2094 nucleotides long. It is a transcript of the gene CDHR5, whose product is annotated as cadherin related family member 5. Gene Ontology annotation, biological process: cell morphogenesis; multicellular organism development; adherens junction organization. The record is from RefSeq and is a predicted model, not a curated record. Lineage: Eukaryota; Metazoa; Chordata; Aves; Anseriformes; Anatidae. Gene Ontology annotation, molecular function: calcium ion binding; cadherin binding. Gene Ontology annotation, cellular component: catenin complex; adherens junction; membrane.
AUGGAUGUUUCUCACCUGCUCCUCACUUCUGUGCUCUUUCUGCUGCCCUUCAUAGCACAAGUUUCAGCACAGCAACCAGGAUGUUCUAUCUCUAACAAAAGUCCAAGUGUUGAAGAAAAUAACCCUCCUGGAUACAAUGUGACUACUAUCGAUUUGGAAGCAGGUUUCACUGCAACGGUUGAUCCUUCCUCGCCAGAUGGCAGUUAUUUUACCAUCCAGGGGUCUCAGCUGCAGCUGGUCAAAAGUGUGGACUAUGAGAAUGAUACCGUGCUGAUAGUGAUUGUGGCUUGCCAGAAUGCUGCUGGGCAGAGAGAUACUUUGGACAUUAUUGUGACCAUUAUCAAUCUGAACGAUAACAGCCCAGUGUUUAAGCAAACGAAUCUCACCGUAACUGUUCCUGAGGACACAAAAGUGAAUGCAACCAUUGUAGCCCGUGAAGAUUUAAGCGCUAGUGAUGCUGAUCUGGACAUCAUCUAUUAUGAACUCAAUUCAACAGUGCAGGACACCACCAAUUAUUUUGCCAUAAAAGGAAUCAAUAAUCCUGAAAUAUACUUGCAAAAAGCAUUAGAUUAUGAUAAAGUUAACUCAACAACAUUGAUCUUGUAUGCAAUGGACAGGCCUGUUGGCAGCAGCGAAACCACCCACACAGCUACUGCAACAAUAAACAUAAUUAUUGAGCAAGCUGACACCAAACCACCCUGGUUCCUACCCUGUAGCUUCAUUGACGUGGACAAAAGCAUUUGCAUCAGCAGCCCCUAUUCUGGGAGAGUCAAUAUAUCCGAGAUGUCGACAGAACCACUCACCCUGGAUCCGGGGCCCAUCUAUGCUAAAGAUCCGGACUACACUAUAAAUGAAAAAAUUGUGUACAGUAUUGUUGGUGGGAAUGCAGAUAAUGUAUUCUCAGUGGAUGCAGACACGGGAAAUCUAACGAUGAACAAAAUAGCAACUUCCCCAGACUCAUACCUAUUGCAGGUCAUGGCCACCCAAGUCAACAACAAACAGAAAUACUCUGUAGUCAGCGUGGAGAUUAAGGUCAUCAAUAAAAGUGACUACGCACCAUACUUUGAGUCCAGUAACUACACAGGAGUAGUAUCUGUUGGUGUGGCCCCAAGAAGCCUUGUCUUCCAAGUUGAGGAUCCUUCAAGUCCCCUGAUGAUAAAAGCAGCAGAUGAUGACUUCCCUGAUAAAUUCAACCCAAACAUUGAAUACUACAUAAAAAACAGCACUGAUUUCAUUGCAACCAAAGAUGGACUCAUCUUGACAAAUGUCAAUCUGCUGUCACCAGAGACUGUAAUCAUGGAGGCUGUUGCAAAAGAUACAGUGAGUCUGCAGGAGGCGAGCACCAUCAUCACGGUGGAGAUCAUCUUUGCUGCAGAUAAAAUCACCUCUGAUAAGUUAUACACUGCACAGGAUAUGGGUAUCUUAGGUGGUAUCUUAGCAGCACUGUUGCUGAUUACCUUAGUCUUCCUUGGACUGAUGAUAUACAAACAUUAUGGGAAAACGGUCAGAUUACUGAUAAAUAAAAAGUUCUCCAAGGAUUUCCCUGAGAGCUAUGAGAACCAAGCUUACAAUCAAGAUGAACACCCAGAUCUGAGUGCCAAAGAGCAGGAAAGCUCAGAAAACGGUGGUAUAACUGAGCUACAGCAGCCAUCAUUUUUCUUGACCUCUUCUAAAGAAGAAAUUGAUGGCCUCCCAAAGACUUCCACAGCUUCCACAGUUGUCUUUGACCUGGAAGAGAAAGAGGAAGAGGAAAAAGAAGAGGAAGAGGUGAAAGAAGACACUAAGCAUGAGAAAGAAGUAAAGUCUAUCCAAACAGACAGGAAUGAGGAGGACCAUGGCUACAAAGCCGUGUGGUUUAAGACCGAUGUGGAUCCAGAUGCUGGAGAAAAAGUUGAAGUGAUUAAGGACAAUGCAUCAGAUUAUGAUGAUGACAGUGAUCAAGAUCUGCAGGAGAAUGAGGAGGAAGAAGAUGACAAGGAUGAUCACCACGGAGGGCCAGGGGUAUCUAUUGAUUCAGAAAACUCAUCAUUCCCAGCUGCAGAAGUGAUGAUUAACAUGUCUCGCACAGCGACAGAAAAUGACAUUAAUGUGUAA